Pygocentrus nattereri (red-bellied piranha) is the source of this 1424-nucleotide messenger RNA. RefSeq names its product H-2 class II histocompatibility antigen, A-Q alpha chain-like. Gene Ontology annotation, molecular function: MHC class II protein complex binding. The transcript is spliced from 4 exons. The record is from RefSeq and is a predicted model, not a curated record. Gene Ontology annotation, biological process: peptide antigen assembly with MHC class II protein complex; immune response; antigen processing and presentation of exogenous peptide antigen via MHC class II. Lineage: Eukaryota; Metazoa; Chordata; Actinopteri; Characiformes; Serrasalmidae. The coding region runs from base 40 to 747 and encodes 235 amino acids. Gene Ontology annotation, cellular component: MHC class II protein complex; membrane.
CUCGCUGUGUAUGAGUUCAGUUCCUCUGCGCUGAUCAAGAUGAAGCUGUGUCUGAUUUUCGUCUCGUCAGCUCUUCUCUACACCAAGGCUAAAUUUAAGCACAGGGACCUCGGAUUAACCCUGUGCUCUGAUACAGAGAAAGAGGAGAUGUACGGACUGGAUGGAGAAGAAAAGUGGCACGCGGACUUCAGUGAGGGGAAAGGAGUGAUGACACUGCCAGACUUCGCAGAUCCUACAUCAUUUGAAGAAGGUUACUAUGAGAUGGCUGUUGCUAAUGUGGACAUCUGUAAACAAAACUUGGCUUCUUGUGUAAAAGCUUACCACUACCCUGCAGAACCGAAAGUUGCCCCCCAAACCUCCGUCUACUCCAAGGACGAUGUGGAGCUGGGCUCUAGAAACACCCUCAUCUGUCACCUUACUGGAUUCUACCCCUCACGUGUUGGAGUGUCGUGGACUAAGAACAACGUCAAUGUGACAGAUGGAGUUACUCUGAGCAGACGUUACCCUAAUUAUGAUGGGACUUUCAACCUGGUCUCACGCCUGAGCUUCACUCCAGAGGAGGGCGACAUCUACGCCUGCACCGUGGAGCACACGGCCCUGGACAGACCACUGACCAAAACAUGGGAUGUGCAGGACACCUUGCCAGGUGUGGGCCUGUCUGUGUACUGUGGAGUGGGUCUGGCUGCUGGAGUGCUGGGAGUCGCUGCUGGAACUUUCUUCCUUGUCAAAGGAAACAACUUUAACUGAGAGUCUGACUGCAAACAUCACAGAGAACAGGAUGAUUAGCAUGUUUGUGCAGUUUUUACUCUCCAUUCUGUCGUUGUUGAAACAUUCUAUACCAUGUUGUCAUGCUGUAAUUUAGGCCUAGUGUAAUCAAGUCUUUGUUAGUCUAUUGUCCACCUAAAUUUUAUAAAACUAACAAUGUAAAAAUGUGACAUUUUAUACUUCCAGAGUACUGUGCUCACAUACCGCUGACUUAAAAUGACUUAGUUGACCUAAUUUUAUAAUAACCUGUUUGAGUAAUAUGUUUUUGUCCUGUAAGCUGAUGAUUAUUGUCACGAUUGGCCCCUCCCAGUCAUCCAUGUGCUUUUGUUUUGGUUUCAGUCUUCCAUGUGCUUUUGUUUACUUGUCCAUGUGCUUUCUUUGUUUUGAUUCUUCCCUGUCCUGCCCUCUUGUUUCUUGACUCCGCCCCUAAUUGUAACCACCUGUUUUCCACCUGUGUCAUGUGAACUGUUGUUAUCCCUGUUGUAUUUGAGCUCCGUGUUUUCCUUAGUCCCUUGCUGGUCUGUGUUUGUGUAGUUCUGUGUUUCUGUUCAUUAUGUCAUUAUGUCUGUACCUCGAUCUCUCAGUUUUGGUUCCUUGACCCUGGACUGUUCUGACCCCGAAUCUGGAUUGGCCCUGAAUAAAUCUCAUUUAUCUCCGCA